GCACCCCGCACCCUCUCCACAUCAGCUGCCGCAGCGUCCUUGACAUCUCCCCAUCCCAAGGGACGGCCGUGCUUCCCCUCCACCCCAUCGCCCACGCCAGCGAGGUGGAGAGGGAGCACCAGCUCGUCGUGGCCACCACACACAACAGCACGGAGGUGGAAGGCGCCUGCUCAGGGGAGCCUCAGCCCUUCAAUGCCAGCCACCAGCCUGAUGCCUACGUGGCUGCCACGCUCAACCUCACCACCCACACGGAGUUUGUGCUGGGCGAUGGGACCCACGGGCAGGAUUACCACAACGCUGCCCUCCAGCCGGGCUCCAACUACACGGCCCUUCUCCGCCUCAUCCACCACUCACAGCAGGCAGAGAAGUUCACCUGCGUGUGCUACAGCUUCUCUGUUGGCGGGAGCAAGCUGAACACACAGAUCCCGGUGGAGGAGCUGCUGGAGGCUCUGAAGCGGCUUAAGAGGGCUGAAAUAGAGGCAGAGCAGACAGAAGAUGAAUCAGUCGACAGGCACAGCGCUGGGCGUCUAAGAGAGUACCAGCACCUGUCCUCUGCCUUGUUGCAUCCCUGCGAUGCUGGGAAGGAGUUGUGUAAUCAGAGCAAGAACCGCUACAAGAGUGUCAUCCCAUAUGACCACUGCCGUGUGGUGCUGCAGCCUUCUGACAUGGGGAAUGACUACAUUAAUGCCAGCUAUGUAGAUAGCUACCAGAGUCCACGCUUCUACAUUGCAGCUCAAGUUUCUAACACGAGUGAUGAUGCCAAGGUGCCCAGCAACCCCUGCCAGGUGCUGCUGUGUCCAGGCUGUGCAGUGUCAGUCCACGGGCAGGGUGAAGGACUGAGCUGUGCUAGGGGCAGCUACACCCCUAUGGCUUGGACAGUGGCACAGGGGUCUCCUCUUCCUCGCCAAGGCCCCUUGCCUGGGACGGUGGUGGAUUUCUGGCAGAUGGUGUGGCAGGAGAAGAUCUCAGUCAUUGUGAUGCUGACUGGCUUGGUGGAGCAGAAUAAGACCAAGUGUGAGCAGUAUUGGCCAGAGCAGGAGCAGGUCUACGGGGACUUCACUGUAACACUCAACAACACCAGGACCACCACGGGCCUUGUCACACGCAUCUUCCGCCUGCAGAAGACAGGCUGUGCUCUCCCAAGAGUGGUGGAGCAGUUUCACUGCCUGCUGUGGCCAGACCACGGGGUCCCCAGAAACCCUGCCCAGCUCCUGUGCUUAGUGGAGCUGGUGAACAAGAAGGGGCUGGAGGUGCCUGCUGGACCCGUGCUGGUGCACUGCAGUGCAGGGAUUGGGCGCACAGGUACCUUCAUCGCCCUGGACUUCUUGCUGAAGAUGGGGAAGGCUGAGGGGAAGGUGGAUGUGUUUCACUGUGUGCAGAGGCUGCGGGAGCAGCGGGUCAGCAUGGUGCAGACCAAGGAGCAGUACACCUUCCUGUAUGAGGUGCUGCUCGAAGGCUUGCUCUGCGGCACCACUGGAGUCCCAGUGGAGAGCAUCGCCAGCCACAUCCGCUGCCUUCGAGAAGCUGAGGCCUCAAGGCACAACAAUGUCCUUGAGAAGGAGUUCAAGGCCCUGCAGAAGUUUUCCGAGUUGUUCCAGCUCUUGCCAUGUAGAGAAGCAGAGAAACCCAGCAACCAGCCCAAAAACCGCAAGCCAGGGAUCCUGCCAGCGGAUUCCUGCCGGCCUAUCCUGAUGUCCUCGCUUAACGCAGACGGCUCCCCAGGAUACAUCAACGCUGUGUUUGCCAACACAUACACCGAGGAGGACAGACUCAUCGUCACCCAGCUGCCUUUUGCCAGCACGCUGGUGGAUUUCUGGGCUUUGGUCUGGGAUUACACCUGCACGUCUGUGGUUGUGCUGAACCAGAUCGAGGAGCUGGACAAGACAUAUGUGGAGUUCUGGCCCACUGAGGGAGAAGCUGCCUAUGGCCGUUUCCACGUCCAGCUGAUCUCAGAGGAGCCUGGAGUUGGCUUCACAGCCUGGACACUUGCCCUUACCAACAAGCAACAGCCCAAGAAGUCUGCAUUGGAAGUCCAGUUCUGGCAACUGAAGGACUGGCCCAUGCAACAGCAUCUUCCCCCACACCCUGCGACCAUUAUCAGCCUCCUUGGGAAGGUGGAGACACACCAUCGGCAGAGCAAAGAUGGACAUAUCCUCGUCACCUGCUGGGAUGGUGCCAGCCGGAGCGGAAUCUUCUGUGCUGCCAGUUUCCUGUGUGAGCAGAUCCAAAGCGAGGGGCUGGUGGAUGUAUCCCAGGCUGUGAGGAUGCUGAAGAGGCGGCGGAGACAGCUGAUUAAAGAUGUGGAGCAGUAUGGGUUCUGCUACGAACUAGCCCUCAGUUACUUGAACUCAUUUGAAACCUAUGGGAAUUUCAAGUAG
Mesitornis unicolor (brown roatelo) is the source of this 2378-nucleotide messenger RNA. Its product is annotated as receptor-type tyrosine-protein phosphatase U-like. Gene Ontology annotation, biological process: protein dephosphorylation. The record is from RefSeq and is a predicted model, not a curated record. The transcript has 19 exons. Gene Ontology annotation, molecular function: protein tyrosine phosphatase activity. The annotation marks the transcript as partial. NCBI's taxonomy places the organism in Eukaryota, Metazoa, Chordata, Aves, Mesitornithiformes, Mesitornithidae.